Oryza sativa Japonica Group (Japanese rice) is the source of this 775-nucleotide messenger RNA. RefSeq lists its product as uncharacterized. Lineage: Eukaryota; Viridiplantae; Streptophyta; Magnoliopsida; Poales; Poaceae. The record is from RefSeq and is a predicted model, not a curated record. Gene Ontology annotation, molecular function: fatty acyl-CoA hydrolase activity.
ACCCAUGCAGUUAAUGCAAACCAACCAAGCAAAAACGCGAGGGAAAGGAGGAGAUCAGGAGAUGGCGCCGCCGAUGGAGCGCCGGUCGCCGUCGCUCGCGGAGUCUCGUCAGUGGACGCGGCGCUUCCUCCGCGGCCUCGGCGUGGACGGGACCCUCCCGGCCGCCGCGGAGCUCCCCGCCGCCUACUCCGCGCUCGUCCGCGGCGUCCUCUCCGCCGCCGUCUCCGUCGUCCCCGCCACCCCGGCCUCGCCGCGCGUCUCCUGCACGCUCACCGUCUCCCCCGCCGCCGUCAACGCGUACAACACGCUCCACGGCGGCAUGGUGGCGGCCGUGGCGGAGGUCGUCGGGAUGGCGUGCGCGCGCGCCGCGGCGGGCGACAAGGAGAUGUUCCUCGGCGAGCUCAGCGCCGCCUAUCUCUCCGCCGCCCGCCUCAAUUCUGAAGUGGAAGUCGAAGCGCAGAUACUCAGGAAGGGCAGAUCCGUGGUGGUUACUACGGUUGAGUUUAGGCUCAAGGGCACCAAUAAGCUCUGCUACACGUCUCGAGCCACCUUCUACAUCAUGCCCGUGGCGAGCCUGUGAAUAUCAAUUGCAUGGAUUGGUAGCAAUAACUGUAUUUGUGGUGUGCAAUUUACACGUUUAACAUGUAGAGUAUAUUGGGUACCAUUGCAUUGACGGAAUAAGUUAAACGCUGUAAUUAUCAGCCAAAUUCGCAGUUUGUACCCCCUAAGCAGUAAUUACACAGCUUGCUGGAAAUAUCGAAUUGCUCUGAUUUGA